This is a messenger RNA of Silurus meridionalis, 1394 nucleotides long. RefSeq lists its product as uncharacterized. The coding region runs from base 37 to 1299 and encodes 420 amino acids. NCBI's taxonomy places the organism in Eukaryota, Metazoa, Chordata, Actinopteri, Siluriformes, Siluridae. The record is from RefSeq and is a predicted model, not a curated record. The transcript is spliced from 8 exons.
UGUGUGUGUGUGUGUGUGUGUGUGUGCGUGUGGAGGAUGGCAGAGCUACAGGAGGAGCUUGUUUCUAUGGAAACCAGUAAGAUGAGGCUGGAGAUGCAGAGGGAGGAGUUAGUGUCUCGUCUGCAGGGAAUGAUGCGUUCCCAUUGGGCAGAGGCUCUGAGACUGUUGACAAAUCAGGAGCAGAUUGAAGGGUUUACACACUUAUCAUUACAGGAUAUAUCAAAACCACACUCAUCCCUUCAAACUCAGGACACUAGUGUCUGUAGCACAGCAUGCACACUUUCUACAGCUGCUCCUCAGGCUGUGGUCCUCCAGCUGUGCAGAGACAGAGAGCGAGGGAUAAGGGGAAAAGGGGACAGUGGAGGGGACAGAGGACGAGUGGAGUCUGACUUCAGCCUGUUAAACCACAGUCAGACCUUCAGUCCACUAGAGCCAGUGCUGGAUGACACACACCUUACAGCUGGACAUGAUUUGUGGGACAGGUCUGUGGGAGCAGAGAGACACAUAGUGGACAAUGGAAAUGAAGGAGGGAGAGUCCAAACAGAGAAAGAGAGAGUGGGAGAGAUGUCUCAGUCUGGAGAGAAUUUGACUCUGCACUCGACUCACUUUCACACUCAGGAACUGUACAGUGACAUGAAUCAAAACAGGAUUCACUCUGAUCACCAAGUCAACAGACAACAGUUUCCCAAUUCCAGUGUCCAUCCCAGUGUGACACUGAAUCCCACUCUCAGACCAAAUCAAACCCAUUCCUCCACAGACAUACGGGCCAAUCACAGCUCAGAUAAGGGGGCAGGGCGAUGUAAUACAGGGACAAGAGCUCCACCCACAGAAGAACAGACCCUGAGAGCCCCUCCCCCUGUGUCCAAAACAUCUUCGUGUGACAAAAGACAAAAUGAACUGCAGUACUACAUUGCAAAGCUGUUGGAGCGUUCUCCAGGUGAGCCUCUGGAGGAACAUCAGGUGGAGCUGAACAAGACCAGAGCAGAAACGCAGUCCGCUAACUCAGGUGUGAGUUCUCAGGUGGAGUCGAAGCUGGAGCAGCUUGCUGACCUACUGCACCUGACACUGCCCCCUACACAUACCACACAGCAACUACAGCAGCUCCUAAACACCAUUAUUAGGUCUGGUGAGACAUGUUCUGACUCAGUCCGUGCUAAUCUGGACCGCAGACUGGCACAGCAUGACAGGAGGGAGCAACGUCAAGCUGCACCUCGCAACACGCAGAGCACGACCACACGAGGACGCCGGACUGGAGCCCAAGGUCAAAAGUCAGGAUCAAAGGUCAAUGCUUGGAGAUGAAUGAACUCUGAUUCUAUUUAAAACUAAAGACAGAUUUUCUUUUUUAAUGUAUUUUUUUUCUGCUAUUAAUUUAUUAUAAUAAAAUGUUUUACUAA